Micromonas pusilla CCMP1545 is the source of this 1835-nucleotide messenger RNA. RefSeq lists its product as uncharacterized. The record is from RefSeq and is a predicted model, not a curated record. The transcript has a single exon. NCBI's taxonomy places the organism in Eukaryota, Viridiplantae, Chlorophyta, Mamiellophyceae, Mamiellales, Mamiellaceae. The annotation marks the transcript as partial.
CCGCAGCGAGAAAGUCACGGACUCGAUCGUGUGGACGCUCUGUCAACUCGUCGCGCAGCUCUCGAACGCGAACGACCCUAAGGUGUUCGCGUCCGUCUUCGUCGGCAUCUCCGAGCUCCUUCAAGACGCGUCCGAGGCGCUGGAAAUACAGCUGUCGUCGUCGACGCGCGGUUUCAAACCCGGGCAUCACGACGGACACGGCAACUCGGUCGUGUUGUGCUGCUUCAAGGACGCGCUGAGGCACUUGUGCAUCGCGGACGGCGGGACCGGGACGCCGCCGCUGCGAUCGGGCUCGAACGCGAACACGAGAACCACGAGAGGAGGAGACGGCGCCUCCAAGUCGACGGCGGCGAAGACGACGACGAACGGCGCCGCCGACGCCGCGAUGGACGUCGACGCGAACGACAUCGGGCUCAUGGUCGAGGUCAACGGCGUGGACGCCGCGGUGACGCUCGCGUCUGCGGCGUGCAAGCUGUUGAACAACGCGCUGCGGUUAUCCCCGCAAGCCGCGGCGGGGUACCUCUCGCCGUCGCACGCGACGGCGAUGGCGUACGUCUGCGGCGGCGGCGGCGGCGGCGCGGGGCUGGCGAACGACUCCGCCGCGGUCGGGUUACGCCACGCCGCGCUCGCCGCGCUCCGGGGCGUCGCGACCGAGCUCCCGAGCUCAGUCCUCCCCGCGGAGACGUGCUUGCGUCACCUCGCGGUCGCGCUGCGUGAACGCGCCGCGGGCGGCGGCGGCGCGGUUCCGCCGGCGGGACGCGAACGCGACGCGUUCGACGCCGAACUCGCGGCGUGCAUCAACGCCGUUUUGGACGUGUGCGACGACGCCGCGAGCGCGGCGGCCGCGGAACCGCUCUCGGAAGCGGCCGCGGCGGUCAUCACCGCGGGAGAAGGCGUCGUCGCGGACGCGCUGCGCGCGGCGUCGUUGAGAGCGCUCGCGGCGUGCGUCAACGCGCGCGGGGACGCCGUCGCGUCGACGCUCGCGUCGUUGUUACCGCACGCCGGAUCCGAGGACGUCGCGGACGCGCUCGUGGAGUGCUUAGAGCCCGCUUUCAAAUCGAGGGGGGCGGGAGUAGAGAGUGGAAACGCGAGCGAGGCUGAGCGCGCGAAGAGAAGGCGCGUGUCCGCGGGCGUCGACGGCUGGGUCGGCGGGGGCGGACGCGGCGCGAGAGACGCCGGCGCCGGUCCCGGGCCGUCGUCCACGCGCGACGGCGACGAAGCCGCGCUCGCGUGGAUAGAGGAGUGCGUGAUCACCGCGCUGUCGCAGCUCGCCCCGGGGCCAUCGUCCGGGCACGGGAGCGGCGACCGCGCGGCGGCGGCGCCGAAGCGCGCGCGCUGCGCCGCGGGGUUGGCGCGCGUCGCCGCCGCCGCCGCGGGGGGCGGCGCCGCGAAAUUGUUACACGCGGGGAUCAGCUCCAUGCACGAGUGGCUGAAGUGGACGCGAAGGGCGCACGACACCGGAGACGGCGCCGCCGCGCGCGCGUUCGCCGCGGUCGUCGACGCCGCGGACGCGCUCCUGCGCGCGCGGCCGACGGAGGAAACGAGCGGAAACGCCGCGUUCCACGAGGACGACCUCACCGUCGACGUGUUGCUAUGGCCGUGGAGUACGGGCGCGGAGGAAGCCCCCGCGGACGCAGCGCGCGCGGCGAAGGUGGCGUCGCUGCGCGCGGUCCUGUCCGCGACCGCGGCGAGGGCGAAGGCGACGACGAACGCGGCGGCGGCGGCGCGACGGACGUUGAGCGCCGCGGUGUCGGACAAGGACCCCGGGACGAGAGCCGCGGCGGCGUGCGCGACGCCCGCGGCGCACCUCCUCGCGGCGCAGAACGUCGACACGC